Messenger RNA from Aspergillus welwitschiae, 346 nucleotides. RefSeq lists its product as uncharacterized. Bases 77 to 286 code for a protein of 69 amino acids. The record is from RefSeq and is a predicted model, not a curated record. The transcript has a single exon. NCBI's taxonomy places the organism in Eukaryota, Fungi, Ascomycota, Eurotiomycetes, Eurotiales, Aspergillaceae.
AUCACUGUCUCAUUAUCUCAAUACUUCAAGCCAACUUGAGUAUCGCGCACUUGCCAAAUAAGCCAUAUUGGCUUAAAUGCCAGACUUCGUAGUUUACAUCUCUAUACCGUAUACAAUCAGUCUCACUUUAACGAAGUUAUUCUUCUAUCAGGAAAAUCGGACGGUGAUUCGUAAUCCAGUUAUCUCUCGAGCGGACACCUCCGAUAUCCUCGAACACAAUGUAGAGUGCGAUAGCCCUAUAUAUGAAGAGAGAGAGAGAAUAGUUUAUAGUGAGCACAGCAAGUAGUACAUAUUAUAUUUUUACAUCAAGCUGUAUCUGUUUCACGACUGCUGCUUCAUCACCGAC